GUAAUAUCGUCGGCAUCACGUCACGUGGCAAUAACGACGUCAGUCCAACAUGGCGGCGCACAUAGCACGACGUCCGUAUUUAUUUUGUUGUAGAACAGUAGUCAGUGUUAUUUCACCGCAUGUCAAACUAGGGAGUGCUGAAAUAACAGACGUACGCAAUGCUCUGCAUCCGAGAGCUGGUUACCGGACUCGAGGGACAGACAGCCCAGAGGACACCCAGGUGCACAUUCCAGUCGAUCGUCUGACGGUGUCUUACAGCAGAAGCAGUGGUCCUGGUGGUCAGCACGUCAAUAAAGUCAGCACAAAGGCAGAGGUCCGUUUCCAUGUGCACACAGCAGACUGGAUCCCGGAAGUUGUUCGACAGAAGAUCUUUGAAAAGAACAAAAACCGCAUCAAUAAGGCCGGAGAGCUGCUGGUGACCUCGGAGCUGAGCAGGAGUCAGCAGAGGAACCUUACCGAUUGUAUCCAGAAGAUCUCUGCUAUCAUAGCUGAGGCCAGUGAGAAGCCGCAUGAAGCGACAGCAGAAGACAUAGCUCUCAGGGAGGGCAGGUUGGAGAGAAGGAACAAAGAGCGACUCAACCAGAAGAAGAUCCAUUCAGCGAUCAAAAGGAGCAGACGAGUGGAUUUUGAUUGACUGAUUGUUAAUUUAAGUUUUGUCUUCUGUCUUUAGAAUAAACUGUUUAUGUUUUUACUAAAUAUACACAUCAGCGUAAGAUGUUUUAAAGUUGAGCUCAUAGGACUCAUAGGACAUUUAUUAUACUCUGUCACCCACUUUAUUUUUGUAGCUGUCAUGCAAAACAUCUGAGGGGUUACAAAGACUAUGGUGGCAAUAUCUUUGCCCAUAUACCUGUCUUCCUAUCAAACUCUCUAAACUCAACCAGCACAGUCACAGUGUGCCAGCAGCAGGUGAGGUUGGGGAAAACAUGAAAACAGGAACAGGAAUAUAUGCUACGCAUACAUAAACAUACCAUAUAAACCCACCUUCUUUGACUAUUUUUAUAUUUAUUUGUCUGCAGUAUUUGUAUAUAGGUAAUGGAAACACUUGACUUUUAUAUGACAUUCUGUUUUGCUGGUCAAAGUUGCUUUUCAUAUAUACACAUAUUUUUUAACCUAUUUGUAUUUAUUGUAGUUUUGCAACGUAAACCUCAUUGUAUAUGUAUGUACAUACAUGUGCACAUACACACAGCACUUUGUGAAGUUGAUUCUAAUUCUAGGAAUAAGUAUGUGUUAAAGUAAGAUGGAAUAAACAAAGACAGUGGCAAUAUUCCCA
This is a messenger RNA of Acanthopagrus latus (yellowfin seabream), 1270 nucleotides long. RefSeq names its product mitochondrial ribosomal protein L58 (gene mrpl58). Gene Ontology annotation, biological process: mitochondrial translational termination. The record is from RefSeq and is a predicted model, not a curated record. The transcript has 6 exons. Gene Ontology annotation, molecular function: translation release factor activity. Lineage: Eukaryota; Metazoa; Chordata; Actinopteri; Spariformes; Sparidae. The coding region runs from base 50 to 634 and encodes 194 amino acids. Gene Ontology annotation, cellular component: mitochondrial large ribosomal subunit.